GAAGCAGUGGCCAGGUUCCUGAUCCAGAUUUGAAACCUCAGCUCUGUUCCUACUUAAUUCCACCACACAUGCCAUGUUUAUCAGUUAAAUGGAGCUCACUUUUCUCUCAAAGCAUGAAAUUAUUCGGGCCGAUUCAGUUGUACAAGAAGAAGUAAAUAGAAGACAAGUUAGAAAAGGACGUUCUAAAUGUUCUUCAUCAGCCAGUAAUAAAGUAAAGAAUAAGAAAAGACGAAUUAACACUUCAGUUACAAAUACCAACACAACUCUACCGUGCUGGGAAGCACAACAGAAGGUUAAGGAGGAGAUGGACAAAGAAAUCCAGACUUUGGCGUCCCAGCUCAGUCGUUCAAAGCUUGAAGGUAUUUUUGUGCAGUUGGCAAAGAAGAAUCCAGGGUUGAUCAUAGACCUCUUGCAAGAUGCUCCGUCAGGCCAUAUUCCCAAUGGGCCUUCAACAGAAAUCCCCAGCUGGUGUGUCUGUGGCCUUUGUAGGGAGAUGCCGACUGACAUAGAGAAAGUGUGCUGUGGGAAGACAGAGGAACACUGCAUAAGUACAAGUUGUGCUAUGGCAAACUUGUGUUUGAAUGAUGCAGUGUUGUAUCUAAUGUUGAUGUAUCGUAAUGAGUUGUUCGGCCUCCACUCUCUCCCUGCUGAGAACUACAAUCGUGAACUGAGACAUGCAGCAUACAGGCAGUAUAUCAUGUGGCAACAUGGUCGCUUGGGAACCAACAGCAAACGUAUCAUUCCCAGCUGCUGUGUGUGGGGAAUCAGAACUGCCUUUCCUGACCCUGGUGGUGAAUAUUCUGGGUUUCAACCAUCCCGGCUAUCCUAAGAUGCCUUUCUCUGCUGCAAUAGUUGAUGUGUUUUCUUUAUAAUAUUCUCUUGAAAUUAUUGCAGAAUUAUGGAAAAAAGGAAGUGAGUCGUGCGGGUGGUUGUAAAUGGCAUCAAAUAAUAGCCACGCUCACUUUCUGUCAAUUAGUUUAUUGA
Molecule: messenger RNA, 984 nt
Organism: Chiloscyllium plagiosum (whitespotted bambooshark)
Lineage: Eukaryota; Metazoa; Chordata; Chondrichthyes; Orectolobiformes; Hemiscylliidae
Source: RefSeq, a predicted model, not a curated record